Molecule: messenger RNA, 2400 nt
Organism: Dipodomys ordii (Ord's kangaroo rat)
Lineage: Eukaryota; Metazoa; Chordata; Mammalia; Rodentia; Heteromyidae
Gene: Mtfr2
Product: mitochondrial fission regulator 2
Exons: 7
Coding region: 257-1375 (372 amino acids)
Biological process (GO): mitochondrial fission; aerobic respiration
Cellular component (GO): mitochondrion
Source: RefSeq, a predicted model, not a curated record
GCGGAGCUCUACUGUCCGAGUGCGGGCUCUCUACCGCCUGUCCCUCUCUCCCUGCCUGCCACUCUCCACCGCCCGGCCUCCACGUGUGCUCGCACUGCUGGGUCCUGUAACCUGAGCGCCCUGGACUCGUAUCAACGCUCUCUGGAUGGUUCAGAGGAGCUUCCAUAACGCCCCACGUCCCGUGCGCAGGCUGCUGAGGCUCAGUCUCUGGAUAGGUACCGAGAAAUUGAUGAUGUUACCUUGAAUUUUUUCAUCAAUGUCUCUGAUCUUGAAUAUCUUAAGAGAGAUUCUGGCAUAUUUUGGUGUUCCCAUAGACCAGGCUUUGCUGACUUGGAAAAAUAAAAAUAAAUAUGGAUCAGCUCGGAGUAUUGUUCGUAUUAUUGGGAAAAUACUUCCUUUAGAACCUUGUCAAAGACCUAAUUUUGAGUUGAUCCCACACUUGAACUCUGUGGAAUCUAAUAAUUGUGGAUCUGUGGUUCCAUCUUUUGCUGAUAUUUUGUGUGUGGCAAAUGAUGAAGAAGCUGGUCACCUCAGAUAUCGAAAAAGCACAUGGGAAAAGGAAGACGAAGAAUUUGAAUUUUUUCCUCCUUUGCAACCAGCUCGGCUUCACCUGUCACCUGGGCAGAACAUGCGCAUGGAAAAUGAUGUACCUGUAAGCAAAGCUGCGAUUGAAAAGCUGGCUGCCCUUGAAGAUGAGCUAACUUUUCUUCGCUCUCAGAUUGCUGCGAUUGUGGCGAUGAAGCAACUGAGUAGUGGUAGAAAUUCUGGUUCCUGUGACUUGAAUGAAGACAGUGGUGUAGGAGGGACCCCAUCAUCAGCUCAACUGAGAGCAGAACCAGAUCCAUUUCCAAAAUCAGCGGUUCCUCCUCCUCCACCGCCACUUCCUCCUCACUGUCCUUCUCUCCAGCCUCCUUGGAGCCCCCCCAUACAAUCUGGAUCUACCGAUGUUGGUGACUCAGAUAUUCCAGUAACUGAAGUGAAAAGGCAGCACUCAAGUAUGAAGAAGAACAUUUAUAAUCAUUCCCCAGACCAAAGAAAUGCUGAUGUUCCAAACAUGUUGGAUGUUCUAAAGGACAUGGAUAAGGUGAAGCUUCGUGCUGUUGAACGGUCACCAGGUGGUAGGCCCAUUCAUAAGAAGCAAAGACGAAGUUCCCAGUGGGAUCCAGUAUCUCUAAUAUCACAUGCACUGAAGCAGAAGUUUGCAUUUCAACAAGAUGAUUCCUUUGACACAGGAGAUAGAUCUUGGGAAGCUUCUCCAUUUUCUAGUCCAGAAACUUCAAGGGUGAGCUAUAACAAUCUAACAUUAUCUUUUAAGUUUUUCUCAAGCUGUGCUCUUUAUGCUAGAACCUUUGCAUGUAAGCUUUUUGGCUGUUAAUAUUCCCAUUCUUGUCACUUUUACAUGUUUGUUUUCACAGCUUAUAAAGCACUGGAUUUGAAAAAUACAAGUGCCCAUUUAUAUAUAGUAGCUUGACCUUGACAAGAUCUGAGUGGCCUGAGGCCCAUAUCCAUGAAGCUGUUAAGGUUGCACUGGAAUCUCCAGAACCAUGAGCCAAAAUAAGCCUUUUCUCAGUAUAAGCUAAUUGCCUUCGGUAUUUAAUUACAGUACCACAAAGUUGACUAAUACAUAGUUUAAUUUUCUGUUCACUUCUGUGUCCUCAGUUUGGAGUACAGUAUUGACUGUGCCCACAACCCACUCUCAGAUCACUACAUGCUGCUGAGUGAAUGAAAUCUUAAAGGUUUAUCUGCUGCUUGUCUUGCCAUAUUCCUUGACAUCUGAGUACGUUCUAUGUUUGCUUUCUUUCAGUUUGGACAGUGAUCUAAGGGGGAAAAAAUAGGUAUGAUUCCUGGGAAGAGAGGUGGAGGAAUGUGCCACAUGUCUUCUGCCUUUCCAAGGCACACAUCCUCUGUUGGUGAGGCCUGAGGAAGACUGCGAAUUAUGUGCUUCUGGAGUUCGGAAGGAAGAUCCAGAGUUAACUGGCUACUGAAGAGAGUUAGAUCUAUGAAUUUUUUUUUCUGUGUACUAAUAUUAUUGGUAGUAGAAUAUAUACCUCAGUAUUUUAAACCAACUGUGUUUUCCUAAUUUAAGUGCCUUUGAAUCUUUUAAAAAUUGUCAGCAAUCUGGUUUACUUGGCUUCCAGUAACCUGGAGAUUGUCAAAGAAAAUGCAAUUGUAAUAUUUUUCAUUAAGAUAGCAUUCAUUUUAAUCAUAUAGGUUUGAACUUCUUCCUGACAUAAUUCUUAGAAGUACAUUCUGACCAUUAAGUGCUACAAAAUGGAAGUAGAAUUUUAAGUUUUGCCCAUAUUUGCUAUGUAAAUAUAUAUUCCUGACCUUUGUUUCCUGUGAUCCUUACUAUGUUUAUACUCUGUUCCUUUGUAACUAAACUGUACAAUAAAUGUGUCA